Molecule: messenger RNA, 519 nt
Organism: Choloepus didactylus (southern two-toed sloth)
Lineage: Eukaryota; Metazoa; Chordata; Mammalia; Pilosa; Megalonychidae
Gene: NANOS3
Product: nanos C2HC-type zinc finger 3
Exons: 1
Coding region: 1-519 (172 amino acids)
Biological process (GO): oogenesis; negative regulation of translation
Cellular component (GO): perinuclear region of cytoplasm
Molecular function (GO): mRNA binding; zinc ion binding
Source: RefSeq, a predicted model, not a curated record
AUGGGGACCUUUGACCUGUGGACUGAUUACCUGGGGCUGGCGCGUCUGGUGGGGGCUCCGCGGGGGGAAGAGGAGCCCGAGGCCAGGCUGGACCCCCAGCCAGAGCCCGCGCCGGGACCGGGGGGUCAGAGGCCCAGCCCGGAAUCCCCGCCAGCCCCGGAACGCCUGUGCUCCUUCUGCAAACACAACGGCGAGUCGCGGGCCAUCUACCAGUCCCACGUGCUCAAGGACGAGGCGGGCCGGGUGCUCUGUCCCAUCCUGCGGGACUACGUGUGUCCGCAGUGCGGGGCCACGCGCGAGCGCGCCCACACCCGCCGCUUCUGCCCGCUCACCGGCCAGGGCUACACCUCGGUCUACAGCUACACCACCCGCAACUCGGCCGGCAAGAGGCUGGCCAGGCCCGACAAGGCGCGGUCGCAGGACGCGGGGCAGCGCCGAGGAGGAGGAGCAGGUGCCUGGGGUACUGGGGGGCUGGGGGGCUGCUUGGAGGGUCCUGCCCUGGCUGCCUCGGGCAUCUGA